Messenger RNA from Owenia fusiformis, 2346 nucleotides. The record is from the annotation of a GenBank genome assembly. Lineage: Eukaryota; Metazoa; Annelida; Polychaeta; Sabellida; Oweniidae.
GGAAGCUAAAAAUAUGCCCUGUAUUUUCAAAUGAUCAAAUGGCAAUUACUAAACAUUCUCAUGUUUUUCAUCGUAAGGCUAGUAGAUAAUUUAUUAGUUAGACAGCAACGUGCCUUGCAGAGGAUAUUCUUAAAUAACGAUAACUGCAGUUGUCGAAUAGUCCCUGGGGAAUAGCUAUAGUCCAAAGGUUUAUGUACUUGAAAGCUGUGGUGAAUCACAUGUAGAUACAAACUCUGAUACUGCCGCGUGGAUACUAUAAAUUGCAUAGUUUGUUCACUCGUUGCGAAAUAGAGCUAAGUAAAUACCAAGAGGAAUCAGCUGCCUAUAAUUAGUCCAGACUUACCACUACAUAGUUAUCCGAGGCCAUACUAACCUUUCUACACCAUGAGAGAAAUAGUACAUGUACAAGCUGGACAAUGUGGGAAUCAAAUUGGAUCGAAAUUCUGGGAGGUGAUUUCCGAUGAACAUGGGAUUGAUCCUACCGGAACUUACCAUGGAGACUCUGAUCUCCAACUGGAGCGUAUCAACGUCUAUUAUAACGAAGCAACCGGUGGUAAAUAUGUGCCUCGGGCCGUGUUGGUUGAUCUCGAGCCCGGAACAAUGGACUCCAUCCGGUCAGGCGCAUUCGGACAAAUAUUCCGACCAGACAAUUUUGUAUUUGGGCAGAGUGGGGCUGGUAAUAAUUGGGCUAAGGGACAUUACACAGAGGGCGCUGAGUUAGUUGACAGUGUGAUUGAUGUCAUCCGUAAAGAAUCCGAGAGUUGUGAUUGUCUCCAGGGGUUUCAGUUAACUCACUCACUAGGUGGCGGCACUGGCUCUGGUCUUGGAACGCUGAUGGUAUCCAAAAUUCGCGAAGAGUACCCAGACAGAAUGAUGAAUUCCUUCUCCGUAUUCCCUUCUCCAAAAGUAUCAGACGCCGUUGUUGAACCUUAUAACGCCACACUUUCCGUUCACCAACUUGUGGAAAACACAGACCAGACUUACUGCAUCGAUAACGAGGCUCUAUAUGACAUUUGCUUCAGAACCCUUAAAUUAACGUCACCAACAUACGGGGACUUGAACCAUCUCGUCUCUGCAACUAUGUCUGGUGUCACCACUUGUCUUCGUUUCCCAGGUCAGUUGAACGCUGAUCUCCGUAAACUUGCUGUCAACAUGGUCCCUUUUCCACGUUUGCAUUUCUUUAUGCCCGGAUUCGCUCCUCUAACAUCUCGAGGUAGUCAACAAUAUCGUGCCCUGAGCGUCCCCGAGCUCACUCAGCAAAUGUUCGACUCUAAGAAUAUGAUGACCGCAUGCGACCCUCGCCACGGACGCUACCUGACGGUUGCCUGUUUAUUCAGGGGGCGCAUGUCCAUGAAGGAGGUCGACGAGCAGAUGUUGAACAUUCAAAACAAAAACUCCAGCUACUUUGUGGAGUGGAUCCCAAACAAUGUGAAAACUGCAGUCUGUGAUAUUCCCCCAAGAGGUCUCAAAAUGUCCGCUACUUUCAUUGGGAACAACACGGCAAUCCAGGAAAUUUUCAAACGCAUCUCUGAACAGUUUACAGUUAUGUUUAGGCGCAAGGCUUUCCUCCAUUGGUACACUGGUGAGGGUAUGGACGAGAUGGAGUUCACUGAGGCCGAGUCCAACAUGAACGACUUGGUUUCUGAGUACCAACAAUACCAGGAUGCUACAGCAGAGGAGGAGGGCGAAUUUGAAGAUGAGCAAGAAGAAGAGGAAGUCGAAUAAUAAAACCGAAAAAACAAACGGAAACUGCAAUAUUUGAUAUGAUUAAAUCAAAACUCGCAACAAAACUCUUGUCACAUAAUAUUCUCUGCUGCUGUGUAUUUUGACUGAUCGACUCAAGCAAUGACAUUUAAAAAUUCAGAAAACAAUGUUCAGACAGGUUGACCUACAUUUUGAAAACAAGCCUUAUCGGAACUCAUUUGACAUUUUAUCGGCAGCUUGUAUAGCAUAUAACACUUGUAGUCGAUGAACCUGUAUAUUACCAGUAUUAUUCAGUUUUUCAACAACUUUUUAUCAGUAAAAACAAUUAAGUAAAUAGUAUGUAAAAAUAUAUAAAUUCACACCAGUAACCUUAAGAAGCAUUGAAGGUCAUAUGGUUAUACACUGUGUGAUAGAAUAAAAAUAGCAAAAUAAAACAUCGUUUAAUAUUUCAAGACUCAAUGCAUUGUGUAAUGACCAUUCCUUUCAGGCGGUGUUUCCUAAAAUAACAAUCAAUGCUCUACGCCGGAAAGCAACACCUUCAAGGAAUGAUCAUUCGACAUUGCACUGAAUCCAGGGCUUAAAUGCUUAAAUAAUUGUUCUACAUGGUGGUUCCCUAAAUACGAUUAUGUUAUUACCAAAGUU